Metopolophium dirhodum (rose-grain aphid) is the source of this 1179-nucleotide messenger RNA. RefSeq lists its product as uncharacterized. NCBI's taxonomy places the organism in Eukaryota, Metazoa, Arthropoda, Insecta, Hemiptera, Aphididae. The coding region runs from base 1 to 1179 and encodes 392 amino acids. The transcript has 5 exons. The record is from RefSeq and is a predicted model, not a curated record.
AUGAUAUUGUCAUUUUACCAAAAAAAUUUGAGGCUUAAUGAAGAAUUAAGAAAAAUGUUGUCUGAUAUUAUAAUUGAAUAUAUGGUCCAGCAUAAAGUUAAUGCAUCUCCUAAAAUCAUUGAUUAUAUUUCAAACGGUAUAAUUAAUAUAUUCCAAUCUGAAGUCAAGGAAACAUAUUUCAUUAAUGUACCUGGUAAAAAACCAAAGGGAAUAUUGUACCAAAAGUAUCAUAAUACUUUAACCAAACUGCGACGGCAUAAGUUAUGGUCUCCUCCAAAAAAAAUUAAAAAAAAUUCUGGUAUUGCUACGUUAGAGGAACCAUUUGCACUAUAUACGAAAACUUUAAUAAAUGAAGAUUUAAUUGAAGUGAAGAAAUGGCUUCAGUUUAAUGUUGAACCUAUGAAUGAAGUAAUUAUAAAAUGGCAAGAAACUUGUGGAAUUCGUAGAGACUAUCUUUUAUCUCAAAAUAUAACCAUAAAUGAUAUUCUUGACGAAUGGCCUAUUUUGAAACAGUCAUUUGGUCACAGUUUGAUUGAUAUUGAUUUUGAUCAUAUUUACCCUUCAAAAGGAAACUCACUGUUUGUGAAGUGGGAUCAAUUUAUUUUUAAAAUUAUUCCGUUAAUGAUCAGUAAUAUAAAAGAUGGAAACAGCAAAUUAUUGGUCAAGCGUUUAAUAGAAAUUAAAGAAACAGAUAUUGAAGCUAGAAAUCAUUUAGUUUUGGAUUUAAUGAAUGCUCUAUUGGUUCCAACUUCAAAAUCUUAUGAAAUAGAUACUGUUACCAACAAACGACGUAUUGUCAAAACGUCUAUUUCUGAUGCCAAAACUUCUUUUCUAUUACAAGUAGUUUCAAUGAAUGACUUACAUGUUCAAAUUCAAUUACAGAUUGACAACGCUUACAAGAAAAAAGAAAAAGUGCAACCAUUCAUUUGCAUUGUGGGAGCUGACUUAGAUGGUACAAAAGACUUUUAUGUAUAUUAUUUCAACACUUAUUAUAAAUUGUCCAACAUAAUUCGUGCAUUAGACACAUGUUUUAAAAUUUUCCAAGUGUUUAACCUACAGUACCCAAUUCAAUCUGGUUUAGUUUGGACAUUUGUACAGAAAUUUAUCUAUGAUAUUCAUAAUGAGUGUGAUGUUAAAAGUUCUACACUGACAUCAUUAAUUUCUGAUUUAUCUAUUUAA